This is a messenger RNA of Plectropomus leopardus (leopard coralgrouper), 3526 nucleotides long. The record is from RefSeq and is a predicted model, not a curated record. Lineage: Eukaryota; Metazoa; Chordata; Actinopteri; Perciformes; Serranidae.
UAAAAUGGCAAAGCUGGAGGAGCUGGAGGAGGUGGAUCUGAGUGGAAACAUGCUGAAGACUGUGCCCACCACCAUAAUGAAUUGCCGGCGAAUGCACACACUCAUCGCCCACUCCAACGCCAUCGAGGUCUUUCCUGAGGUCAUGCAGCUGAUGGAGAUGAAAUGUGUGGAUCUGAGCUGUAAUGAGCUGAGUGAGAUCACGCUGCCAGAGAAUCUGCCUCCCAAGCUUCAGGAGCUCGACCUGACUGGAAACCCUCGUCUCAACCUGGACCAUAAGACCCUCGAGCAGCUAAAUAAUAUCCGCUGCUUCCGUAUCGAUCCGCCCCCGACCUUUUCGUCGAGCGAGGCAUCUGGUGGGCCUGCUGUGUGGAGUCAUGGUUACACAGAGGCCUCGGGCGUCAAGAACAAACUGUGUGUUGCAGCUCUUUCUGUAAACAGUUUCUGCGGGAGUCGUGAGGCUCUGUAUGGUGUGUUUGACGGCGACAGGAACGUAGAGGUGCCCUACUUGUUACAGUGCACAAUGAACGACGUGUUGGCGGAAGAACUACAUAAGACCAAGAGUGAGGAGGACUACAUGACCAACACCUUCCUCGUCAUGCAACGAAAACUGGGAACAGCAGGGCAGAAACUGGGUGGUUCAGCAGCUCUGUGUCACAUUCGCCAUGACCCCACCGACCCCGGGGGCUGCUUCACCCUCACAGCUGCUAACGUGGGCAAGUGCCAGGCCAUCCUGUGCCGAGAUGGAAAGCCGCUGUCGCUGUCACUGCUUCAAAAUGUGGGGCUGGAGGAGGAAUACCACAGGAUCAGGCAGCACAGGGCUAUCAUCACAGAGGACAACAAGGUGAAUGGCGUGACUGACUCUACCCGAAUCAUGGGCUACUCCUUCCUCUACCCAUCCGUCAUCCCUUGUCCCUACGUGCAGACAGUCACUCUCACACCCCAGGAUGAGUUCUUCAUUCUGGGUAGCAGGGGUCUAUGGGAUGCUGUGUCUCCCAUCGAGGCUGUGGAGGCUGUUCGAAACGUCCCUGAUGGCCUGGCAGCUGCUAAGAAGCUGUGCACGCUUGCACAAGGCUACGGCUGCACAGACAGCCUCAGCGCUGUUGUGGUCCAACUCAGUGUGAGCGAAGACUGCUGCUCCUGCUGCUGCUCUGAGCCUCCCCAGCCUCCUCCUAGCCCCGGCUUGGGCCCCUAUCCCCCGUCGUCCUCUGCCAUCAAGGAGCGACCCUCAGACGGCUCCCUCCCUGUGCCGCCGUCCUCCUGCAGUGAAAUCAGCAGUGAGAUCAGUACCAGCGAGAUGAGCAGCGAGGUGGGCUCCACAGCUUCAUCUGACGAGCCACCGCAGAGCUCCUUGGUGCUGCUGCACGAGCAGCCCCAUCAUCCACAUCUCCACCUGCACCAUCAGGCCCACCCGCUGUCCCUACAGCACCAGCAGGCCCACGCAACCACCCAGCCCUGCCAGUACCUCUUCCCAGGUUCGGAGCUUCCCUCUGCCCGCAGCUGCUGUGCCCUACAUCCUGCCUGCUUAGCGGGCUCCUUUCAGAGGCAGCUGUCUAGCGCCACCUUCUCCAGCGCCCUGUCUGACAACGGGUUGGACAGUGAGGACGAGGAGCCCAUCGCUGGUGUUUUCUCUAACGGGAGCCGCGUGGAAGUAGAGGCGGAUGUCCACUGCCUCAAAGCAGAGUCCUCCUCAUCACCUCAAACAUCAUUACCCCCAUCCUCCAGCCAGGAGCGAACCCUGCUGACGCUGCCCCCACCGCCUCCACCUCCAUGCACCCCAGAGCCACUGGAGGAAGGAGUCGACAUGAGUCUGGGUGAGGCUGAGAACGGGCUGGAUAGAGAUGAGUCCUGGCCGGGAGUCGGAGCAGGAGGUGGGGACGGAGGAAAGUUGGCAGGCAAGAGGAGGGUUAAUGGGUCAGUGGCACGUCAGGAAAAGAGUCACAACCUCAUUGAGGUGGCUGCUGAUGCUCCCUCGAAAAAGUCCGGGGGUUACUUCACAGCUCCGGCCCAGCCUGACCCUGAUGACCAGUUCAUCAUCCCGCCUGAGCUGGAGGAGGAGGUAAAGGAAAUCAUGAAGCAGCAUCAGCAGAAACAACAGAAGCCGUCUGGGAGCGAUCAGCCCACGGACUACUACGACACCCCUCUCUGAACGACACCGCCACUGACUACAGCCUCAUCUCCCUCCCAGCUGCAGCAUGCACAGAAGCCUACUGUACCAUCGACCUAACCAGUCGGAUUUCCUAACAAAUGGACAGUUUUCUCAAGAGGCUACAAAAUGCACAUGAAAAAGUUGUGUCCUAGUUUUUAUAAACGGCCUUUGUCGCUCUGCACAGCCUCAUCAUUGAAGAACCAUGCACUGUAAUGUGAUCCACCCAUUUUUACCCAAGCAACUCAUAGAAUUAAACAAGCAAAUGAGCCCUUUAAUGAUACUCUACCCUCUUGUACAGGCUGUGGACACAGCUCCUGGUGUCCAUGGUCAUGUCCUUCUCACAGACUGUGGAACGUUGUUUUUACAUUAGACAACCAGCCGAGUAUGUAAUCAACACUAGUCUCUUUGCAAUAGCAUUAGCUCGCCACAACACUUGUUAAUAUGGAUAACAAUUCCAUGGUUUGUUUGUUUGUUUUGUAAGAACUUACCAUAUCUUUUAAUGUGAAAGCAGUAAAGUUGCUGAAAGAACUUUUUAAAAACAAACAACACAUAAUCUUUUUAUUAUCAGUGAACUAUGUCGAAUGGUACACCAGUAAUACCACACUUAACUGUUGUAGAUAGGGCACUUAAAAUACUGUAUUUCUUCAGUAAAUCAUGGCUCUUGGCCUGUAAAAUGGCAUAGAAAUUUUUUGUAGAAAUUUUAAAUACUAACUCCUAGGAGUUGCAUAUUCUAUAUGGUGACUCAGUCACUUUUACUAAUCUUCUCUGAGAGAAAUGGUGAUUUUUUUUUCCAAUUAUUGUAAAUAAGAGAAAUGUUGUAUACUGAUGCUUUUAAAGGAACUACGUACCUGUAUGUCGGUGAAGGUUUUAGUGGUGGGGAGGCGUGAGGUUCAACAAGAGUUUGCUGUUAUGGAGGUGUCACCCCCCCCUUUCCCUUUUUAUCUUACAACGUAGACCCCCCCACACACACUCACACAAACAGACACACACAUUCAAAUGUAUAUGUGAAAUUGCAGGUCGGAAACCCCCAACAUUCCAUGCAAUAUAACUACACAAAUUUGCCAUGGUUUGCUCCACUUUGUCUGAUUGUGAUGUCCUGUAGUCAUCACUGUAUCUAAUGAACACUAAUGGACAGAUCUUUGCAUGCACACUUGCAUGCACACACCUACAUACACACACACACACACACACACACACACACACACACACACAAACAUGGACACUUACAAGUAAUAUUAGUCCCACCUCCCUCCUACAGUAACUGUUAUCACCGGCAUGACUGUGUCAAGUUCAGUAAUACAAACAAAUAUAUCCACAUGGAAAAGAGACAACACAGAUGUUCCUGUCUUUGGUAUAAUAAAUUUUAAAUUUGUGAAUAUA